This is a messenger RNA of Phytophthora sojae, 246 nucleotides long. RefSeq lists its product as hypothetical. The transcript has a single exon. Gene Ontology annotation, cellular component: extracellular region. Gene Ontology annotation, molecular function: protein binding. The record is from RefSeq and is a predicted model, not a curated record. NCBI's taxonomy places the organism in Eukaryota, Oomycota, Peronosporomycetes, Peronosporales, Peronosporaceae. Gene Ontology annotation, biological process: proteolysis. The annotation marks the transcript as partial.
GCGGUGUCGGGGGCGGUCAUCUCGGAGGUGGCGACCUGCUACUCGAGCUUGCAGCACGACGUCGAGUUCAGCGGCGCUGAGGUUGGCCGCGUCCCCAGCUCCUCCGCCAACGGGUGCUGCUCCAUCUGCGCCCAGGUGAACGGCUGCAAUGCCUUCACGUGGACCGACUACAAGCGCGGCACGUGCUGGCUCAAGAGCGGCGAGGGAACGUCAAAGUCGACCCUCGGCGCAACCUCAGGAAUCGUC